This is a messenger RNA of Stylonychia lemnae, 618 nucleotides long. NCBI's taxonomy places the organism in Eukaryota, Ciliophora, Spirotrichea, Sporadotrichida, Oxytrichidae. The record is from the annotation of a GenBank genome assembly.
AUGAUAAGCAUAUCAAGAUCAAGCAAAAAUAGGAUAAUUGAUAGAAGACCUUGCUUAGCCACCAAUAAUUUAGUAGUUGGAGAGAUCACUCCCUACUUAAUAAAUUUUGAGUCUCCAAAUGCCAUAAUUUCAAGUUAUCAGUUAUUCAAAUCUUUCCCAGAAAAGACUGUUUCAUUUUCGAAUCUCAUAAUUAUUAUAGUUAAGAUUUAAUCUCAAGAUCCUAGAACUCAAUUCCGGAAGUAUUUUGACAUGAUCGUAAGCCUAAGAUGGAAACCUGACCCUGAUAAGUAUAUCAUAUUACUGCUUGGAAUAUAAAAAUCCAUUGCUCCUCACUUACUUAAUGGGCAAACUAUCCUAAAAUGUACUCUAUUUGCAUAGGAUUAGAAGAAUAUUAUGCUUUAACUCACAGAAUGGUUCAGAGGGGAAUGCUAGAUAGGCCAAACAUUAAACCUCUCUAUUAAAAGGACUAAGAAUCCUGAUUAUAUAUCCAAUAAAAGCAAUACCUAUGGACUAUAAAUUAAGAUAUCUGAUAAUUAUGUGUUGCAGGAAGUGGCCGAUGGAACCCCCAUUACUCUGUAGCUAGUAGGACUUUCUCUCGAUAAUAUACUCAUUGCUUGA